Molecule: messenger RNA, 549 nt
Organism: Cryptomeria japonica (Japanese cedar)
Lineage: Eukaryota; Viridiplantae; Streptophyta; Pinopsida; Cupressales; Cupressaceae
Exons: 1
Coding region: 1-549 (182 amino acids)
Molecular function (GO): nucleic acid binding; RNA-DNA hybrid ribonuclease activity
Source: RefSeq, a predicted model, not a curated record
AUGGUAUCUUCCCUUCCCUCUCAUGGAUCAAUUUUGAAAAAGGGUGAUGCCUUAAACAAAAGAAAGUUGGCCUCUUGGAAACCACCUCUUCUUGGUAAGUUUAAGUUGAACUUUGAUGGUGCCUCUCGUGGAAAUCCUGGUUUGGCUGGGGUAGGUAUGGUGAUUGUUAAUCAUCACACUCAUAUUAUUCAUGCUAGGUGUCAUGCAAUUGGUAUUCAGUCUAAUAAUUUUGUUGAAUUUAAAGCUUUGUCUUUGGGUUUGGAAUUGGCUAUUUCCCUAGGAAUCAAAGACCUCAUUAUUGAAGGGGACUAUUUGGUGAUCAUUCAGAGUGUGUUAAAAAGGAAAUCUCAUUGUUGGCAAUUUCAAUAUCUUCUUGAUCUUAUUCUUCAGCAAUUGGAAUUCUUUGAUUCUUUCUUCAUUACUCAUUGUUUUAGAGAAAUUAAAAGAGUAGCAGAUUUUUUAGCGAAUCUUGCUAUUGACAAUAAUGCUAUUCUUCGUGAUGUAAGCUCUGUUGAAUUUCCUAUUUCAGUUUUGGAACUCUUGCAAUAA